GUUCCUGUCAGUCCAAGUUUGAUUUUAUAAGAAGAAGGCACCAUUGUCGAAGAUGUGGUAAUAUAUAUUGUAAUAGUUGCUGUGAUAAUAAACUUGCUCUGCCUAGAAUGAGUUUUAUUGAUCCUGUUAGACUAUGUUCUUCCUGUUCAGAAAUCACACGCAAAGAAAACGAGUUUUUUGAUAAACAUUUGAAGACAUUGUUAAGUGGAGGUGAGUUCAUGAUAACAGAAGGUAGUGAUGAUUCUGAAAUCAGUACAUCAUAUUUAUGUAAAUUAGCUUCAGAUCAAAGAUAUCUAGUGUUUGAAGGGGAGCAUUCUAAAAUGGAUUCUAUAUUAUUAGAAGAAAUUGACACAAUCAAUAUUAUAUCAUCUGAGGCUAAUCAACUUGGUCAGAAAAUUGUCACAGGUAUAGCUCUUCGGUUUAAAGAUAGUUUUGGUGAUUAUCAAAUUUUAAAAAUGGAGAUCAAAAAAGAUGAAAGUGCUAAAUGUGGUAAACUUUGGAUUGCUGGUAUGUUGAAGGCCUUCAGAUUGAUAUUAGAGAGUCGAACUGGUAAAGCCUGUACAACUCCAACUGCUCAGUAAUAUAUAGUAGUUUAAUAGUAUCAAUACAGCUGACAGGACAAAUCUCUUCUUUAUUACAUUUCACACUUUUUUACAUACUCCAAAUUCUAUUCAGGCUUACAUAUUGCCUUAUUAUUUUGGAUUAGAGGACCAAAUCUCUUUCAUAUCAACUUAAACAGCAAUCUGUAACUAGUUUAAAAAUUAAAUUUAGAAAUGUGAUAAAAAUAAAGCUCAUAGCUCAGAUGUGUAAUUAACAUUCUUCUAUACAGGUGUUAACAACACAACAGCUUAUAACGGCCUUAAAAAAUUUUGACAUUGUCACUUCUACUUAGGGCCUGGUUAUAUGUAAAGGGUUAGCCCUGUAAAUCAAGCUGGCUUGGUUACCAAGGUUGAAAGUUUUGCCUUUUAAUAUGAUCGAAGGUAUGAGGCUUAUAUGAAUACCUAGCUGACACUGAUAGUCAAGGUUCCUUGUCUACAGACUGGGGUGCCUGGCUACUCCGACUAGCCCGCUUUCCAUACAAAUACGUUUAAAUCUGUUAAUAUCGACUAUAGUGACAUCAGACCCGAGAUACCCAGCAAACCAGGACAUCUUACCAAGCCGCGCUGCCCUACCACAUAUAACCAUAUAAGUUUUAGUUGAAAUCGAGCUAUGGUAGAGCAAAUCUGUGGAUGAUUAUAUUUCUUGCAAAAUUAGCUCUUUAUCCAGCCAGUUUCAUUUUGAUUAAUACUGGUUGAAGUUCCUUUAGUGCUCAAUAAACUUUAUGAAUAUGUUUAACAAUAUUAUACCUAUAAUAUAUCCUCAAAAAAUAUUGUGGCCUUAUGUAUUAACUCAUUUAUUCAUUAAUUUCAUUCUUUUAUCAGCUUUCAUUCAUUCAAUAUUCUUUCAUUUAUCAUUUCAUUCAUUUUGUUUGUCCAUUCAUUCAUUCAUCAUCUCAUUUAUCAUUUGUUUGUCCAUUCUUUCAUUCUUUAUCAUUCAUUUGUUUGUCCAAUCAUUCAUUCAUUCACUCUUGUUUGUUAUUAUUGUUACUAAAGUGAGGAGCAAUAUUGUUAAUAUUAUAAUAUUUUAGAUUCGUUACUAAUCAUGUUGCCAACUGACUUUCUCUGUGUUCUGCC
This is a messenger RNA of Lottia gigantea (owl limpet), 1673 nucleotides long. RefSeq lists its product as hypothetical. The transcript has 6 exons. Lineage: Eukaryota; Metazoa; Mollusca; Gastropoda; Lottiidae. Bases 108 to 581 code for a protein of 157 amino acids. The record is from RefSeq and is a predicted model, not a curated record.